Dermatophagoides pteronyssinus (European house dust mite) is the source of this 2640-nucleotide messenger RNA. RefSeq lists its product as uncharacterized. Gene Ontology annotation, molecular function: nuclear receptor activity; zinc ion binding; RNA polymerase II cis-regulatory region sequence-specific DNA binding. The record is from RefSeq and is a predicted model, not a curated record. Gene Ontology annotation, biological process: regulation of transcription by RNA polymerase II; cellular response to corticotropin-releasing hormone stimulus. NCBI's taxonomy places the organism in Eukaryota, Metazoa, Arthropoda, Arachnida, Sarcoptiformes, Pyroglyphidae. Gene Ontology annotation, cellular component: transcription regulator complex; nucleus.
UUCAAUCGCAACAACAACAACAACAACAACAAACAGAAUCAAUAAAUUCAAAUCAACAAUCACAAACUGAAUUAAAUUUUGAUCAAUUCGUUGCUGAUUAUUUUAAAUUUGAAGAUUAUAUUUCUGAAAGUGAAGGUGAUCUAGAUAAUAGUGAUAUAUUGUUUCCAUCAACAACAGAAACAUCAUUUAUUAUUGGAUCUGAUCAAUCAUCAUUGAUUAAAAUUAAAGAAGAAUCGAUGGAUACGUUUGAUGAUGUUGAACAACAACAACAACAACAACAACAAUUUCAAUCAUCAAAAAAUAAUAAUUCAUUACGGUUUAAUCAACAGAAUUUUAUCGCAACAAGAUUAUCACCAACAUCAUCAUCGACAACAUCAUCUGGUCAAUUAAAACAAUCAUCAUCAUCAUCAUCAAUGAUGAUGAUGAUUAAUAAAAUGGAAGAUGAUGAUGAUGACGACGACGAUGAUGAAAUUGUUGAUAAUAAUGAUGAUGAUUUGGAUGAAAAAAUUUUAACAGCAGCAGAUUUUUUAUUCUCUUCACCAUCAACAACAACCGAAACAACAUCAUCACCAUCAUUAUCAUCAAUGAUUUCAUCAAGAACAGCACAAACUAUGAAUAUUGAUUUACAUAAUCUUUCUUUGAAUGUUUUAACAAAUCCAAUUGAUUCACAAAUAUUAUCAUCUUCAUCAGCAACAUAUCCGUCACAACAAUUUAUCACUGCUACUUCAACUACUACGGGAACAUUAGCCCAACAACAACAACAACAAUUACCGAUAACAACAACAACAACAACAAUUCCAUUAUCCGGUAUAAUUGAAUUGAAUCAAAUGACUGCCGGUAAUACAACGGCAAUACAGCAACAACAACAACAACAAUAUCAUCAACAACAACAGCAAAAUGUUCAGUUAACAUUACCUACAUUAUCGACUAGUACAAUCGAUACAAUUCCAGCAUCAUCGUCAAGUCAACAUCGAUCAACAACAACAACGUAUCGAAAUAAUAAUCAAUCACAAUCGACAAUUUCAAAUAAAUCGACAAUUGGACGCGGUGGCAAUAGUGGUGGUGGUGGACAUAAAACUAAAUCAACAACAUUACAAACAUGUGCUGUUUGUGGUGAUGUUGCUGCUUGUCAACAUUAUGGUGUAUUAACAUGUGAAGGUUGUAAAGGAUUUUUUAAACGUACCGUACAAAAAGGAUCAAAAUAUACUUGUUUGGGUAAUAAAGAUUGUACAGUAGAUAAACGUCGUCGUAAUCGUUGUCAAUUUUGUCGAUUUCAAAAAUGUUUAACUGUUGGUAUGGUUAAAGAAGUUGUCCGUACCGAUAGUCUAAAAGGACGUCGUGGCCGAUUACCAUCCAAACCAAAAUCACCACAUCAAUUAGAUCAAUUAGGACAAAGAAAAUUACCACCAAUUUCAACCAUUGCAUCAUUACUGAAAGCACAUGAAGAAUCAUCAGUGAAUAAAGCUAAUCUUGAUUUUAGUCGAUUUAAUGAUAAUUUUGAUGAACAAAUUAAUAUUUGUAAUCAAUAUCAACAAGAUUUAUUUGAUCAUGAAAUAUUAACAAUAUUAUCAUCAUCAUUGGAUAAUCUUUGGUUAUUUAUUGAAAGGAUACCCGGUUUUCAUGAACUAAAUGAAUUGGAUAGAAAAACAUUAUUUCAAAAUUCUUGUUUAGAAUUGUUUGCAUUACGUUUGGCAUACAGAUUAAUUGAAAAUAAUGAUAAUAAUAUAUUAAUAUUAUGUAAUAAUAUUGUAUUACAUCGUAAUCAAUUUAAAUUUACAUUAGGUGAAUGGUUACCAAUGAUUGAAGAAUUAAGUAAACAAUUACAAUCAAUGAAUUUAGAUUUGAAUGCAUUUGUAUGUCUUUGUGCAUUAACGGUUAUAACAGCACGUGAUUGUAUAAAAGAUUCAAAUCAAAUUGAACAGAUUGAAAAUAAAAUUAUCAAUUCAUUAAGGGAUCAUACUAUUUAUAAUAAUGAAGCACAAAAAAAAUUUAAUUAUUUUUCAAAAAUUUUAACAAAAUUAUCUGAAUUACGAACAAUUGGUGAAUUUGGACAACGUAUUAUAAUGAAAAAAAUUCAACAAUUAUCAACAUCAUCAUCAUCAACAUCGUUAUCAGCAUCAUCGACAUCGUCAACAUCAUCAUCGAUAAAUAAAUUAUAUGAUAUAAUUGAAUUAGAACGAAAGAUCUCACCAAUUACUAAUAUAAAUCAUCAUCAACAGCAACAACAAUUGUCCAACACAGCCACCAUUAACAUACCGGUAACAUUUAGUGAUCUAAUAAGUCAUUGUGAUAAUUUAUCAACAAUUACUACAGUAGCAGCCAAUAUAUCAUCAUCAACGAUUACAUCAACACCACCGCAGCCGCCAACAACAACAUCAACAACAUUAAAUCAAUCAUUAGAUUUUGAUAUACAAACAAUAGCAUCAUUUUUUAAAGAUUGGCCCGAUGUUAUUGAUAAAUAAACACAGUGUGUGCGUGUGUCGAUGGGAAAUAGAUUUUCCCGAAUCGAAAUGAAAAUAUCGCUGGACGAAAAAAAAACGAUUCAAAUUCUUGUGCUAUUCUUUUCUUGUUUUGUACUUGUGUGUGUGCGUGUUAACCCUUAACACUCCGAACGCCUUUUGGAUGUUAGCUAUAUUCUAC